AGUCGCCUCAACGAAUGAGACGCUAGUAAUAUACGGAGUGCGCGGUCUGUGGCGGUAUUCUCAAUAAGGAGAGGUUUGAUUGGUUGGAACAAAGCCAGGCAAAAGGGGUUCAUUCUUUAUGCUAACCGUAUUCGGCUUUCUAUGAAUAACGAUCCUCACUCACGAGCCUACCUACUACAUUCAAUAGGUCUUGUUUUUCAGAUUCUUACAGUAGAUAUAAGUUGUUUAAUCUUGUAAAACAACAAUAGCGAGGUAUUAGAUAUCUAUAUCGUGACUCAUUUACAUCCGAUAUAGAUAUUUAAUAACUAUGCAUCGAUACGAAGAGAGCGCCAAGAAAAUUCUAGUUUGCUCUUUACUUCGUCCCUUUGCCUAAAACAUACCUAAGUCGUGUGCUUUAUUCAAGAUGGCACCAGUCAUCAUUCUAAUACGCCACGGUGAAGCUUUACACAAUAUUACACACGAAUGGGAACUACCUGAUCCAGUCCUGACUGAGAAGGGUAUAGAACAAUGCAAAGCUCUCGCGGAAAAACUUGAAUCGAAUUUCAACUUUGCUCCAGAUGCGUGCCGCAUAAUAGUGAGCCCUUUGAGAAGGACGUUGCAGACCGUACAAUAUGGUCUGCAGUGGCUUCGAGAUCGUGGAGUUCCUACCGAGGUUCGUGCUGAAUGGCAGGAAACCACAGAUAAACCCUGUGAUAUUGGUGAUCAUCCCACUACAAUCAAAGACGAAUGGCCCGACUUUGAUUUCUCGACCUUAGACCCAAUCUAUCCUCAGAAGACUGGUCUGUAUGAAAAUUCGGAAGAUGCCUUCCAGAAGAGAGCGUCAUUCGCUAAACAAUGGCUCUUUGAACGUCCUGAGGAGUGCAUCGUCGUUGUCACACACUCAGGAUUCUUGAAGAGAGUUGUCAAGGGGCCAAAAUAUGAGAACGUCGAGUAUAGGACAUAUGAGCUCGUCAAGGAUGCGGAUGCGGAUGACCUAAAACUUAACGAGAUCGACAGAUAUGUCUUUUCUAUAGAAACUCUUACUCCGGCGAGAAUUACAGGGGAGGUCGAAGACAAUGGUAGCAAUUGAUGCUAGGUAUGUCAAGGGAGAGAAACGCAUGUGCCCCUUGCUUGGAGGGAUGCCGGAUGCCUGGCUGCAGUGAAUUAUAAGUAGGCAGUCAAAUUCAUAAUUGACAAUGGUCACAGCACUAUCGAGCAGACACAACAUAAUUCAACUGACUUGCUCGCAUAUCCGAUGAAACGCCGUAUUCGAUGACACGUGUCGUCGAUAAGAGAACGGAAUGAAACGCAAGAGACGCGAAGAAAUGCGGGAGACUGCAAAUUGCGAUGUCGCCGAGAUUUACCAUGGGAACCCGAUGUGUAGCAGAUAUCGGAUUCCCUCAAACGAACGGCAUGUCAUAUUCUUGCACUGGACUCAGCCUUGAAGACGGUGAGGAUUAUUCGUCUGUGAGCAAUCAAAAAAGAUUGAUUAAGAAUCGGACGUGCUGAUGAAUGUAAAGAUUAAAAAAAA
This is a messenger RNA of Daldinia vernicosa, 1510 nucleotides long. Its product is annotated as phosphoglycerate mutase-like protein. Lineage: Eukaryota; Fungi; Ascomycota; Sordariomycetes; Xylariales; Hypoxylaceae. Gene Ontology annotation, molecular function: phosphatase activity. The record is from RefSeq and is a predicted model, not a curated record. The transcript is spliced from 5 exons. Gene Ontology annotation, cellular component: cytoplasm. The coding region runs from base 404 to 1069 and encodes 221 amino acids.